CGUCAAGACGCCACGGUCCGGGCGUCGAAGCCCAAGGAAGGCAAGAGCCAGCCGGGUGGGGAGCAGUCCUGCGGCUGUGCUGCUAUCAUUUGAAGCCGCCGCUGAUGAGUCCCGGGGGCUUACGGACGAGGCAGUGAAAAAGCAGUCUGGCUCCCGAGGUCCACCCCGUACACCCCAGGGUCCAGAUGGCGGCCAACGUGGGUGAUCAGCGUAGCACGGAUUGGUCCUCUCAGUACAGCAUGGUGGCCGGGGCAGGCAGAGAGAGUGGCAUGGAGACCCCCAUGCACGAGAACCCCGAGUGGGAGAAGGCCCGCCAGGCCCUGGCCAGCAUCAGCAAAGCGGGAGCUGCCGGCAGCUCUGCCAAGGCCAGCAGCAGCGGGCCCGUGUCCAGUGCACAGUAUGUGUCACAGGCAGAAGCCUCAGCUCUGCAGCAGCAGCAGUACUACCAGUGGUACCAGCAGUACAACUACGCCUAUCCGUACAGCUACUAUUACCCUGUGAGCAUGUACCAGAGCUAUGGCUCCCCCUCCCAGUACGGGAUGGCCAGCUCCUACGGCUCAGCCGCGCCGCAGCAGCCGUCCGCACCGCAGCACCAGGGGACUCUGAGCCAGCCCCCGGUCCCGGGCAUGGACGAAGGCCUGUCCUACCAGGCGCCCCCUCAGCAGCUGCCAGCGGCCCAGCCCCCUCAGCCCUCCAACCCCCCGCGCGGGGCUCACCCUCUGAGCAGCGGCCCGCAGCCCGGGACGGCCCCUGCCGCGCAGCACGGCCAGGCAGGGUCCGCCUCGGGCCAGGCCUACGGGCAGCACGGCUACAGCGAGCCCGCCAAGCCCAAGAAGGGCCAGCAGCUGUGGAACCGCAUGAAGCCGGCCCCUGGGACUGGUGGGCUCAAGUUCAACAUUCAGAAACGGCCUUUCGCUGUCACAAGCCAGAGCUUCGGCUCCACCACGGAGGGCCAGCACGGCAGCUUCGGCCCCCAGCCCAACCCCGAGAAGGCCCAGAACCACAGGGGGAGCUUGUCCGGGAAGCCCGACGACUGGCCGCAGGACAUGAAGGAGUACGUGGAGCGCUGCUUCACCGCCUGCGAGUCGGAGGAGGACAAGGACCGCACGGAGAAGCUGCUCAAGGAGGUGCUGCAGGCGAGGCUCCAGGACGGCUCGGCCUACACCAUCGACUGGAGCCGGGAGCCCCUGCCGGGGCUGACUCGGGAGCCUGUGGCUGAGAGCCCCAAGAAGAAGCGGUGGGAGGCCCCUAGCAGCCUCCACCCUCCCCGGGGGGCAGGCUCAGCGACCAGGGGCGGGGGUGCCCAGUCCCAGCGAGGGACGCCCGGGGCUGGGGGUGCUGGCCGAGCCCGGGGCAGCAGCUUCGCCAAGUUCGGCAACCGCAAUGUCUUCAUGAAGGACCGCAGCUCCUCCUCCAGCACGGACUCACGCUCCCGCUCCUCCUCCCGCUCCCCGACCCGCCACUUCCGCCGCAGUGACUCGCACUCGGACUCCGACAGUUCCUACUCAGGGAAUGAGUGUCACCCUGUGGGCCGCAGGAACCCGCCCCCCAAGGGCCGGGGAGGCCGGGGGGCCCACAUGGACCGGGGCCGAGGCAGGGCGCAGCGUGGGAAGAGGCACGACCUGGCCCCCACCAAGCGCAGCCGCAAGAAGAUGGCGGCCCUGGAGUGUGAGGAUCCCGAGCGCGAGCUGAAGAAGCAGAAGCGGGCGGCGCGCUUCCAGCACGGACAUUCCCGCCGCCUGCGCCUGGAGCCCCUGGUGCUGCAGAUGGGCAGCCUGGAGAGCGGUGGGGCCGACCCCGACUGGCACGAGCUGCAGAUCGUGGGCACCUGCCCCGACAUCACCAAGCACUACUUGCGUCUCACCUGCGCCCCCGACCCGUCCACCGUGCGCCCCGUGGCGGUUUUGAAGAAGUCGCUGUGCAUGGUCAAGUCCCACUGGAAGGAGAAGCAGGACUACGCCUUUGCCUGCGAGCAGAUGAAGUCCAUCCGGCAGGACCUGACGGUGCAAGGUGUGCGCACCGAGUUCACGGUGGAGGUGUACGAGACCCACGCCCGCAUCGCCUUAGAGAAGGGUGACCACGAAGAGUUCAACCAGUGCCAGACGCAGCUCAAGUCACUGUAUGCUGAGAACCUGCCAGGCAACGUGGGCGAGUUCACUGCCUACCGGAUCCUCUACUACAUCUUCACCAAGAACUCAGGAGACAUCACCACGGAGCUGGCGUACCUGACGCGGGAGCUGAAGGCGGACCCUUGUGUGGCCCAUGCCUUGGCGCUCAGGGCAGCCUGGGCUCUGGGCAACUACCACCGCUUCUUCCGGCUCUACUCGCACGCGCCCUGUAUGUCUGGCUACCUCGUGGACAAGUUUGCAGACCGGGAGCGCAAGGCCGCCCUCAAGGCGAUGAUCAAAACGUAUGUGACGCUGAGCUCUCCCCCUGGCCCUCUGCUCUGCGGCCUCACCGCCGCCCGCCGCCCCCCUCCGUUCCCCGCUCCCCUCUGCACCUCCACCUCCGGGUGCCAGGCCUCCGGCUCCCCGGGCCUCCCUGCGUCAGGUCCUGGUCUUCUCUCCCCUUCUCUCUUUUCCGCACUCGGCCCUCCCCUCUGGUCCCUCCACUUUGCAGCGCACGGCGGGCCCUCCUCCGUCGUCCUCUCUCACUGCUCCGGGGUCCCCUGCCCCUUUGCCUCUCUUUGCCUUUUGCUCGUAUCACUCUGGACCCCACUUUGUCUCCUCCGGGCUCCGGGCUCCCCUGCCUCCAAGGCCCCUGCCCACCUUCGGCGCUCCUGUGGCUGGGCUCCCGCUCUGUGGGGACGCCCAGCAGAGGCGGCCCCGCCCUUGGCAGCCGCGGUCUCAGAGACGAGGCCCCGCUCCCACCCGAGCUGUUUUGAGAGCCCGGGCGCGCUCAGGGAGCAGGCGUGAGGCAGGGCAAGCUAGGCCGGGACGGGACCCUGUGCCCACGUUCCCAGUCAGGCGGGAGCUGCCCCCAGGCCACGGCAGGACACCUCUCCCGUUGUUACAGCCAGGGCUCCUCCUGGCCUCUGCAGCAGGGUGGAGGCCGGGGGAGCUGCGCCGCGUCCUGCGGUGCACGGGGCGCCCCCCCGCUGGCUCCCCUGGCCGCAGUGUCGGUCUUGCUGAGGCUGGGAAGCCCUGCUCAGAGGACGCGGGGCCUCGAGUGCCACGUCCGUUCGGUGGGAGCCGUGGGGAUGGCUUGCAGCUGGGGAGGGACACUUAACCUAGGAGACUCCUAGGAUCCAGUUUGGGUCAAGCCGAUUUAAGGGCGAGGUGCGGGCAGGGGCCCUGGGGAGAGAGAGGAGGGAGUGGGGCAGACACAGAGGAGGCAGGGCCGCGGGACCCGCUUUCUAAGCCAGGAGGGAGGAGGAGGCCGGUUACCUGCAGGACCCUGGGCUGCCCCGGUGUGUCCUCCGUGCGCUUCGGUGCCGCCCCCGGGCCGUGGCCGGGCGGGCCUCCCGUUGCUGCCUCAGCUCGCGUGUGCUUGGCCUGUCGUUGGCCUCCCGGUCUUGUGUCCCCCUGCUCCGGAGGGUGGCGCGGCUUCUCUCCGGCUCGCUGGCCCGGGCCAGCCCCGUGUUGGGGGACAGCAGGCUCCUGAGCCCCGCCCCCCACGGACUUGCAGGGCUGUGAAGAAGUGGGGGCUUCAGGCAGGACGGGUUUGAGCGUUUUCUGCCACUUACUUACUUCCUAGGUGACAGCGGCCAGGUGGCUCUGCCACUGCGCUGUCCUCGGUGUGUGUCUGUACAGGGUAGGGUGACAGUUCUGGGAGGGAGCUCAGCGAGCUCACGGGGCACGUAUAAGAGCCGUUUCCUGGCACAGGCCAAGCCUCCUCUUAGCACUCGGACCCAGGUCAGGGCAAGCGGGGGGGCGGGUCCCCGAGUAGCCGCGCCCGGCCCCUGCCCCGGGCCACAUGGGCCCUCUCCUGAGGGGCUGCCCAGGCCCCGGCCAGCAGAGGAGCCAGCCGGGCCCUUCCCUCCCGUCCCCUCUCCUCCCGCCCCCCGCACAGGUAAGUGAGGGGGAGGGGGGGCGCAGCCGGGGUUUGGGGCCCCCCCACCCCGGGCCCCCCCGAGCCCCUGAGGGGGGAGGCCGGGGCUGGGGAGGGGCCGGCAGGUGACGCGCUGAGGAAACCUGCGGGUGCCCGACGGGGGCGCCCACUCCCUGCUCGUGGGGCCCUCCCGCACCCACCUCAUCGUGCUCUCCUCUUGUCUCCGUAGCUUCCGCCCUGCGCUGCCAGUCUCCUACCUGCAGGCCGAGCUGGCCUUCGAGGGCGAGGCCGCCUGCCGGGCCUUCCUGGAGCCCCUGGGCCUG
Balaenoptera ricei (Rice's whale) is the source of this 4313-nucleotide messenger RNA. It is a transcript of the gene LENG8, whose product is annotated as leukocyte receptor cluster member 8. The transcript is spliced from 15 exons. Gene Ontology annotation, cellular component: nucleus. Lineage: Eukaryota; Metazoa; Chordata; Mammalia; Artiodactyla; Balaenopteridae. The record is from RefSeq and is a predicted model, not a curated record. Bases 186 to 2915 code for a protein of 909 amino acids.